AUGGUCGAUUCCGAGGCUGCUGAAAGCAUCGGCAAAGAGUACGUUGACCGAGCUUUCGGUGUCAAUGAGGAUUCGGCGUACGUCGAAAUCGGCAAUGUCUGCUCGAAUGAUCAUGGGAUCGGAAUGGGGGAAGAUGAUCCCCUUCUCUUCUUCUUCGAAAAAGGUGAUGGGUUCCCAUCCGAAUCGCCGGAUUUUGGUGUUGCGCUCCUCAGUGAGGCUGAGGACCUGAGGGUGCCGAACGGCACAUACGUAACUCUUGACGGAUCGACGGCUGCAGUCAGCGAUCGGUGUACUGCCGCUGAUCAUGUUGAUCUGCUUAUUGCCUUGGUGCUCGGGACCCGAUUGUGCACUCAGAUGCUGGUCUAG
Prunus armeniaca (apricot) is the source of this 366-nucleotide messenger RNA. Lineage: Eukaryota; Viridiplantae; Streptophyta; Magnoliopsida; Rosales; Rosaceae. The record is from the annotation of a GenBank genome assembly.